Molecule: messenger RNA, 720 nt
Organism: Lactuca sativa (garden lettuce)
Lineage: Eukaryota; Viridiplantae; Streptophyta; Magnoliopsida; Asterales; Asteraceae
Source: RefSeq, a predicted model, not a curated record
AUGGACAUUAGAACAAGACAAGGGCUACUCAAUGCAAUGGCUGGAAAAGUGGGGAAAAGAAUGGAUGCUCUUUUGAUUCCUAUCGAGUUAUUAUCCUGUGUUUCUCGAACCGAAUUUUCUGACAAAAAAGCUUACAUAAGAUGGCAAAAGAGACAAUUGAAUAUGUUGGAGGAAGGACUUGUGAAUCACCCAGUUGUGGGAUUUGGAGAAUCUGGUCGCAAAGCAAGUGAAAUAAGGAUUCUAUUGGCAAGAAUUGAAGAAUCUGAGUCAUUUGCACCUUCUGUGGGUGAACUUCAACGCAUAGAAUGUUUGAGAUCUCUAAGGGAGAUUCCCAUUGCACUUGCAGAGAGGCCAGCUCGUGGUGACUUAACUGGUGAAGUAUGUCAUUGGGCAUAUGGGUAUCAUUUGAAUGUCAGAUUAUAUGAGAAACUUCUUUCCAGCAUUUUUGAUGUUCUAGAUGAGGGGAAACUAACUGAGAGAACAACUUGGUUGGGAAUAUUUUACAUGUGCAUACCUACAGGAAUUGCCCUUGGUUAUGUUUAUGGUGGAUGGGUAAAUUUGGCAAGAGAACAGGAAAAGCAGGUGUUGCCGGUGCAACCUUGUGCCCCACAUGAAAUCGGCCACUGUUGGGUUGAUUUGUCAUCAGAACAAAAUGGAGAAGGAGGUGUAGUCAACGGAGGCAGCAACUCCGGUUGUUGUUCUGUCUUUUCCGGUGGAUAG